Molecule: messenger RNA, 507 nt
Organism: Dichomitus squalens LYAD-421 SS1
Lineage: Eukaryota; Fungi; Basidiomycota; Agaricomycetes; Polyporales; Polyporaceae
Exons: 2
Source: RefSeq, a predicted model, not a curated record
AUGCUCUUCGUCGGCCUCCCCAUCGUUGGUGCACAAUUUCGAAUGGACGCACCGAAUCCACCUACGCAAUGUGUGCCGUCGGAAUUCACAUGGAGUGGAGGAAUAGCACCAUAUGUUCUUACAAUAGCUCCCGGGGAUUCGCUUCCCUCAACAUGGCAACAGUAUUCCGGGCUCACCCGCGACUCCUUCAUCUGGUCAACAAACGUCCCCGCAGGAACAAACGUGAACCUUGCGCUCAAAGAUUCGACUGGGGAAGUCCAGAAUGAAUCGUUCACAGUUCAAUCAGGCUCAGACGACUCUUGCCUAUCAUCGGCCGGCGUUACUACUCCAAAUGCUCCGUCGACGACUACGUCGCGCAGUUCCACCCACGCGGACGCUGCAUGCAAAUCGAACGGUGCUCGCGAUGGAUCCUGCUCAUCAUAUAUUUCAUAUAUUGAAGUUGCUCUGCUCAGCAAUGCGUCAACGGCAUGCAGCACAAGCAGCACCAGGGUCGCGAAAGGAAGCCCG